CCCGCCCGCUCUGGGCCCAAUAUCCGGCGGCUGCGGGGUCAAUGAGGCCAGUGAGACUCAUGAAGGUGUUCAUCACACGCAGGAUUCCCCCCGAGGGCAGCGCCGCGCUCGCCCGGGCCGCAGACUGUGAGGUGGAGCAGUGGGAUUCUGAUGAGCCCAUUCCCAGAGAGGACCUGGAACAGAGAAUGGCUGGGGCCCAUGGCCUGCUCUGCCUCCUCUCGGACCGCAUAGACAAGAAGCUCCUGGACGCUGCAGGAGCUAAUCUCAAAGUCAUUAGCACAAUGUCUGUGGGUGUUGACCACUUGGCUCUGGAUGAAAUCAAGAAGCGUGGGAUCCGCGUGGGCUACACUCCGGGUGUCCUGACAGACGCCACAGCCGAGCUCGCCGUCUCCCUGCUGCUUACCACUUGUCGCCGGUUGCCGGAGGCCAUCGCGGAGGUGAAGAAUGGUGGCUGGACCUCAUGGAAACCCCUGUGGAUGUGUGGCCACGGCCUCUCACAGAGCACCGUCGGCAUCGUUGGUCUGGGGCGCAUAGGCCAGGCCAUAGCUCGGCGUCUGAAACCAUUUGGUGUCCAGAGAUUUCUAUACACAGGGCGCCAGCCCAGGCCUCAGGAAGCAGCAGAAUUCCAGGCAGAGUUUGUGUCCACCCCCGAGCUGGCUGCCGAGUCCGAUUUCAUCGUUGUGGCCUGCUCCUUAACACCGGCGACCAGGGGGCUGUGCAACAAGGACUUCUUCCAGUGGAUGAAGAAAACAGCUGUGUUUGUCAACAUCAGCAGGGGAGAAGUGGUAGACCAGGACGACCUGUACCAGGCCCUGGCCAGCGGUCAGAUUGCAGCUGCCGGACUGGACGUGACGACCCCAGAACCACUGCCUACUGACCACCCUCUCCUGACCCUGAAGAACUGUGUGAUCCUGCCCCACAUUGGCAGUGCCACCCACAGGACCCGAAACAUCAUGUCUGUCUUGGCAGCUGACAACCUGCUGGCUGGCCUGCGAGGGGAGCCGAUGCCCAGUGAACUCAAGCUGUAGCCACACGGGGACUCUGUGGACCAGAAAGCAAGUGGCCCUGGGCUUCUGUCAGAUGCGCCCUGGCUUGAUUGGACCCACAGGGUGGGAGCCAGAGGAAAAAGUCUGAUCUGUACCCAUUCUGCAGAGGGAAGACUGGUACUAACAGAUGUGCUGCACUUGUGUGGUUGGAAGCAUCCGAGCCCCAAGUGUGUAAUUCUAUUAAAUAAUUCUCGGAGACGUCUGGGCAUGUAACUGGGAGAAACUGACAAAAGCAUCUGCUUGGGUUUCCUAAGCCAGGGCCUCUAGUGACUCCAGGUUCUGCUUCCAACCCCCAUCCCCAGCCCUGAGCAUUUGAAUUCCUAGAACCUGUCCAAGCCACCUUCAGUUCAGUUGCUCAGUCAUGUCUGACUCUUUGUGACCCCAUGAAUCGCAGCACACCAGGCCUCCCUGUCCAUUACCAACUCCCAGAGUUCACCCAAACUCAUGUGCAUCAAGUCAGUGAUGCCAUCCAGCCAUCUCAUCCUCGGUUGUCCCCUUCUCCUGCCCCCAAUCCCUCCCAGCAUCAGAGUCUUUUCCAAUGAGUCAACACUUUGCAUGAGGUGGCCAAAGUAUUGGCGUUUCAGCCUCAGCACCAGUCCUUCCAAUGAACACCUAGGACUGGUCUCCUUUAGGAUGGACUGGUUGGAUCUCCUUGCAGUCCAAGGGACUCUGAAGAGUCUUCUCCAACACCACAGUUCAAAACCAUCAAUUCUUUGGCGCUCAGCUUUCUUCAGUCCAGCUCUCACAUCCAUACAUGACCACUGGAAAAACCACAGCCUUGACUAGAAGGACCUUUGUUGGCAAAGUAAUAUCUCUGGUUUUGAAUAUGCUGUCUAGGUUGGUCAUAACUUUCCUUCCAAGGAGUAAGUGUCUUUUAAUUUCAUGGCUGCAGUCACCAUCUCCAGUGAUUUUGGAGCCCCCCCCAGAAUAAAAUCUGACUUCAGUUCACUGUGUUCAUUGUUUCCCCAUCUAUCUGACAUGAAGUGAUGGGACCAGAUGCCAAGCCACCUUAGCCUCAGCCAAAAGGCGUCCAAGUUUCCCUCACUGAGGACAGGACAGUCACAGCCCAGUGGUGACCACAGCAAUGGGCCCUGCUACCUAGACCAUUAGGCAAAUUAAAUACAUGUGGCAAA
This is a messenger RNA of Budorcas taxicolor (takin), 2179 nucleotides long. RefSeq names its product glyoxylate and hydroxypyruvate reductase (gene GRHPR). The record is from RefSeq and is a predicted model, not a curated record. Gene Ontology annotation, cellular component: cytosol. Bases 42 to 1028 code for a protein of 328 amino acids. The transcript is spliced from 9 exons. NCBI's taxonomy places the organism in Eukaryota, Metazoa, Chordata, Mammalia, Artiodactyla, Bovidae. Gene Ontology annotation, molecular function: hydroxypyruvate reductase (NADH) activity; hydroxypyruvate reductase [NAD(P)H] activity; NAD binding.